UGGGUUGGGAUUGAAGGCUUCUUAUCUUGCCUUCUAUAGAUUCCUUCCUCCAGGCUUUUUGUUUUUCAGGAUUGUUGUAACAGUGAAGCUGCUACUGUGAUAAUGGAUUCAUGUUCUGCAACCUUCAAGGCCAAUGCUCCUGUGGUGCAAGCUGGCAAAAGAGGUUUCAGUGAUGGACGUCAUGGUUUCUGGGGAGAGAGGAUUAGGGGGAGUUUUAAGAACGGGGUUUGGGAUUUCAAUCUUACGAAGAGUUUGAGGACUGCAAAUGGGGGUAGAAAGAUCGAAGCUGGUGUUGCUUACUCUGUUCUUACAACCGAUGUCAACAAGGAGGCUAUGUGUCAGACCUUUCAAGCACCGAUAUUUGGGAAGCCGAAGGCAGAACCCAAGAACGUAGCUUCGAUUAUAUUGGGUGGAGGGGCCGGGACUCGUCUCUUUCCUCUUACAAGCACAAGAGCGAAGCCAGCUGUUCCUAUUGGAGGAUGUUACAGGCUUAUCGAUGUCCCUAUGAGCAAUUGCAUAAACAGUGGCAUCAACAAGAUUUUCAUCAUGACCCAAUUUAACUCUGCCUCCCUCAAUCGUCACAUUGCUCGCACAUAUAAUUUUGGGAAUGGCGUGAACUUCGGGGAUGGUUUUGUUGAGGUUCUUGCUGCCACUCAAACACCAGGAGAAACAGGAAAGAAGUGGUUUCAAGGAACAGCUGAUGCUGUAAGGCAAUUUACAUGGGUCUUUGAGGAUGCCAAAACCAAGAAUGUUGAGAAUAUUUUGAUAUUGUCUGGUGACCAUCUGUAUAGGAUGGAUUAUAUGGACUUUGUGCAGAAGCAUAUUGACACAAAUGCUGAUAUUACAGUUUCAUGUAUUCCCAUGAAUGACAGCCGUGCAUCAGAUUAUGGGUUGAUGAAGAUCGAUAAGUCUGGACGGAUUAUCCAAUUUGCCGAGAAACCUAAGGGUUUUGACCUAAAAGCAAUGCAAGUUGACACCACUAUCCUUGGGUUGACUCAACAAGAAGCCAUGGAAUCUCCUUACAUUGCAUCAAUGGGCGUCUAUGUAUUCAGAACAGAGGUUCUACUUAAGCUUUUGACAUGGAAAUAUCCCAUGUGCAAUGACUUUGGAUCUGAAAUCAUUCCAUCAGCUGUGAAGGAGCACAAUGUCCAAACAUAUUUAUUCAAUGACUAUUGGGAGGACAUUGGAACAAUCAAAUCGUUCUUUGAUGCUAACUUGGCCCUCACAGAACAGCCGCCGAAGUUUGAGUUCUAUGACCCAAAGACACCUUUCUUCACAUCACCUCGGUUCUUGCCACCUACCAAAGUUGACAAAUGCCGGAUUUUGAAUGCAAUAAUUUCUCAUGGGUGCUUCUUGAGGGAAUGCAGCGUGCAAAACUCUAUAGUAGGGGUGCGCUCACGUUUAGAGCAUGGAGUUGAACUUCAGGAAACUAUGAUGAUGGGUGCAGACUAUUACCAAACUGAAUCUGAAAUUGCAUCUAUGCUGGCAGAGGGAAAGGUUCCAAUUGGUGUUGGACAGAAUACCAAGAUCCGGAACUGCAUAAUCGAUAAGAAUGCCAAGAUAGGAAGAGAUGUCGUUAUUGCGAACAAAGAUGGUGUUCAAGAAGCAGAUAGGCCAAAUGAAGGAUUCUACAUUAGGUCUGGUAUCACUGUUAUAGUGAAGAAUGCAACCAUUGCAAAUGGCACAAUCAUUUAAAGUCUUCAACAUCCACGUGCAUUUUCUCAUUGAAGAUGAGCUUGGAGUGGAAGAAUGGAGCUGCUGGAGGAAGAUAGGAGGUUAUCAGCUUUAUGACACUUUGGAAUAAGAUGGAUGCUGCACCACUCGUGUAUAUAAU
Molecule: messenger RNA, 1834 nt
Organism: Telopea speciosissima
Lineage: Eukaryota; Viridiplantae; Streptophyta; Magnoliopsida; Proteales; Proteaceae
Product: glucose-1-phosphate adenylyltransferase large subunit 1-like
Exons: 14
Coding region: 103-1695 (530 amino acids)
Biological process (GO): glycogen biosynthetic process
Molecular function (GO): glucose-1-phosphate adenylyltransferase activity
Source: RefSeq, a predicted model, not a curated record